AUGCGCCCUGCUCCUUCCGCGCGCCGGCCCUCCCCGUUGAGUCCGCCGUCGUCCCCCAUGCGGCGGCGCUCCGCGCCGUCCAGUCCGCCGUCGUCGCCCAUCAAGCGCCUCAAAACGUCGCUCGCCCCUCGUGCGCCCCGUUGCCCCCCUCCACCGCAUGUUACCGUGAUGUUCCACCCGCAACCCCGCGCUGCGACGGCAGCGGCGGCGGCGGUGGCGGCUGCGGCAGCGCCAGGCGUGGGCACGGGCGGGCUGGUGGCGGCGGUGGAACCGCCCCCGGACUUCUCCUGCUGGACCGUCGCGGACGACCGCACGCUCUGGCGCGCCAUGGAGGUGCGCGCGCGCGUGGGGGGGGAAGGGCGGAAGGUGAUGGGUGGUUCGGGAAAGGGGGGGCGGGGGGAGAAGGGAAAGAGUGCAGAGAGGCUAGAAGCUGGAAGGGAGGGAGGGGAGCACUGGGGUAUGAAGGACGGGGUGGCGCAGGGAGGGAGCCCAAAUAGAGCCAUCCAACGAGAGCCAUUCAAGGAGAGAAGAUCCAGUCGUUGGGGAGGGGACGGGACACACUCCGCCGCCCAACCCCUAGUCGCGGGCAUAGCCAUGGAGGCGCUGGCGCGCGGGGCGCUGCGGUUCUCACGGCGCUUCUCCCUGAAGGAGCUGCGCGCGCGCUGGCGCGCCGUGCUGUACCACCCCCUGGAGAGCCCCCUGGCGGCCGCGCGCAUCGCCCAGGCGGAGAUGGCAGACGCCGCCAGGGCCAUGGGGAGGGGCGCGGGGGAGGGCGACGGAUGGGAAGGCGGGGGAAGAGUGGGAGCGGGGGGGGAGAGUGGGGAAGGGGAGGAAAGGGGAGAGGGAAGGUCGAUUGGAGGUGAGGCUGUGUUUCCUGGUGCUACUGCUGGUGCUGGUGGCGCUGCUGGUGCUGGGGGGUUGGAUGAUCGUUCUGGGGGUGGUGCUGGGGGUGGUGCUGGUGGUGCUGGUGGUGCCGGUGGUGCUGGUGGUGCUGGUACCCCUGCUUCCCGCUCCCUACACUCGCAAGGCGGCAAUGCAGCAGGCCUGAUUGCGAAUAGCCGCCAUGUGCCUGCUGCUGGCGGUGGUAAUGGAAGCAGGGCGGAAGGAGCAGCGCGAGAGGGCAGGGGGACGGGCGAGGGGCGCCGGGGUGUUUUGAGGAGGCCAAGAGUGGUGCGUGCUGCUUAUUACAGAAUGAGGAAGCGGCGAGAGAGAGAUGGCGCGAAGGGCGGCUGUGGGGGGCGUGGAGGAGGUGGGUUGAGAGCAGUAGGAGCCGUUGGGGUAGGGGUGGGGGGGAGAGAUGAUAGAAUGGGGAAGCAGGAAGGUGGGAAGGGAGAAGGGGGAGGGGGAGGGGGUGCUGGGGAUGGGAGGCAGCAAGUGGGGGGUUGCGAGGAGGAGGAAGGUGGUGUGGGUGAGGAAGGUCGCGGAGGGGAGAAGGGGCGUGCGGCUAGGAAGAGACAAAGAGAGGAGGGUGGUGGAGGAAAAGGAGCAGAAGUAGCAGCAGCAGCAGAUAAUGAUGAUAAUGCGAGGAGAGAGGAAGGGGAUGUGGGGAAUGGGGAGGAGGAGAAGGGGAGGGGUGUGGGUGGAAGUGGUGAGGAGGAGGCGAGUUUUGACCGCAUGCUGUGUGUGCUGGCGAGUGGUGGUGUGAGCGCUCUAGUGGGUGAACUGCAGGGCGGACAAGACGGGGUGCCGUUGCAUGGAGGGGAACAGCGAGACAGGGGAGAGGAUGGUGGAGGCGGAGGCGGAGGAGGAGAAGGGAAGGGGGUAAGAGGAGGAGGAGAAGAGGUGCGGAGGGGUGUUGAGCAGAGGGGCAGAAGGGUGAGGGAAGAGGGGGGGCCGGGGGAAGUGGAGGAGGAGCCAGAGAGUGACACGGACUCGCUUCACUUCUCAGAUGCAGAGGAGAUGGUGCGCAAGGUGCUGGACAUGGACCUGGAUCCCUCUGCUGACGAGCUCAUGCCCGCCCGCACAGCGGCGCGCAUGCUGUACGGGUCGCAGCGCCACGCGGUGCUGCCUCUGGAGCGGUGCAGUGCAGCAGCCAUGCGCAGGCAGCUCACGCGCAGAGGCGCCCUCGCGCUGCUCUAUGGCCGCCGCACCCGCUUCCCCAUGUUCAAGACCGAGGUGUCAAUAGGUCGGCGCACGGAGGACAAUGACGUGGACAUAGACCUGUCAGAGGAGGGCCGUGCCAACAAGGUCUCACGGCUGCAGGCGGUGAUAGAGCUGAGGGCGGAUGCGUGCUUCUACCUGAGCAACGAGGGGCGCAGGGACGUGACGGUCAACAAGGUGCCUGUGGAGCCGGGACAACAGGCCAUCCUCGCUAACAGCUGCCUCAUUGAGAUGGGCGGUGUGCAUCUGGUGUUUGAGAUCAACACACACUAUGCCGAGGAAGUAGCAGCGUACAUGCGCGGCGCCCCACAAGGCCCGUUCCUGCCGCCCCACCUGCUGCCUCUCACGCCGAGCCAUCUCCCUAGCCACAUCCCUGUGCCGCCUCACUACGCCCACUCGCACCCACACACCCGCCCACACUCUCAGGGUUACAUGCAGAGCCAGGACGCAUCAGGGUAUACCAGCCAUGCGUAUGGGUAUGGCGGCGGGAGCUAUGGAAUGGGAAGGCCUGUGGGACCGUAUACCAUGUAUGGUGGGCCCAUGCAUGGAAGCAGCAUGCCAAGCACCAUGCCAAGCAGCAUGCCAGGCAGGAUGCCAGGCAGUAGCAUGCGGCCAUCCACCUCCUCCUCCAUGCCAUCGACUCCUUCUGGCCCGUCCGCCCGGUCUGCUCUCCCAGGCGUGCAUUCACACUCGCCACACAUGCACGGCUCAGCAUCUCCUGUGCCCUAUGCCUCCUCGGGUUAUAUGCAACCGCUCGGUUACCACCACUCUGCUCCUUCCUCCCAUGGUCCAACUCACCCGCUGUCUUCAGCUGGUCAGCAGGUCAAAGCUACUCAUCCUCCCCCCUACUCUCAUCCUCCUCCCUCCUCUCAUCCUCCUCCCUCCUCUCAUCUUGCUCCUUCCUCUCAUCCUUCUCCCUCCUCUCAUCCUCCUCCUUCUCAUCCUCCCCCCUCCACUCAUCCUCCGCCCUCCUCUCAUCCUCCCCUCUCGCAUCCACCUCCUUCCACCCACCCUCCUCCCUCCUCCCAUCCUUCUCCCUCCUCUCAUCCUCCUCCCUCCUCUCAUCCCCUCUCCUCUCAUCCAUCUUCCUCCACUCAUCCUCAUCCCUCCUCUCUUCCUCCCCCCUCCUCUCACCCUCCUCCCUCCUCACACCCUCCUCCUUCCACACGCCCUCCUUCCUCCAUCCCCCCUGUCCCUUCCCCACCAAUCAAAUCUCGCACGGACCCGACUUAUUCCGCAUCCGGCGCUCUUGCUGCAGCGCACCCAUCACUCCACUUUCACCAGCCCCACCUCGCACCCACUCACUCUCACCCUCACGUCGCUCUCUCUGCCCCCAGUCCUUCUUUUCCCAGAGAUUUACCUACUACCCUCCAUCACCCCGCCCGCCCCUCCUUCCCACCAUCCAUGCCCCACACACCUCCUCUUCCAGAAACCGUUUCCUCCAGACCCUCCUCUGUGUUUCCUGACUCUGCUCCUGCCUCUGUUCCUGCCUCAGCUGUUCGUCACACCCCUUCUCCUGCCUCAAAUCCCACAACCUCUGCUCCUGCUGCAACCCUAACUACUGCCGAUUCCGCCGUAACUGGUGCCGCCCCAUCUCCUUCCACCGCGCCCCUGUAA
Molecule: messenger RNA, 3717 nt
Organism: Closterium sp. NIES-65
Lineage: Eukaryota; Viridiplantae; Streptophyta; Zygnematophyceae; Desmidiales; Closteriaceae
Source: the annotation of a GenBank genome assembly